Molecule: messenger RNA, 3699 nt
Organism: Hydractinia symbiolongicarpus
Lineage: Eukaryota; Metazoa; Cnidaria; Hydrozoa; Anthoathecata; Hydractiniidae
Product: CUE domain-containing protein 1-like
Exons: 6
Coding region: 61-1215 (384 amino acids)
Molecular function (GO): ubiquitin binding
Source: RefSeq, a predicted model, not a curated record
UUAAUUUAUAUAUUUUUUCUUUAGAAUAUUAAGUAAAGCAAAAUUAAAAAUUAUCCAAAAAUGGCUUCCUCUCCACCUAGUACGAUGAUUCGUCAUCAUUCAAGAACGGGGGAGCGUUAUGUUUCUGAAGGAAGACCAGCACAAACUGCACAACGCACAACACCCAAACCUUUGAACUUUAGCAAAGCCAUGAACGAUUUUUCUACCAUGUUUCCAGAACUUGAUAGAAAUGUUAUUGAAACUGUAUUGCGUGCCAAUAAUGGUGUUGUACAGUCUACAAUAGACCAGCUGUUGGUACUACAAGAAACUACCAUUGAUGAAAAUACAAAGACAGGCUUACCAAACCUACCUAGUUAUGAAAGCUCUAUAUCUGGUGAUAUUGAGCCCCCUCCACCUUAUACUGACAUAUGGCAUGAUGUUCCAAGUCCUAAUUCAACACCCAUGACCCGUGAUCAAGAAACUGCACAAAGCCGUCAUAGGUUCUGGAAUGCCCCUUUAGUUGGCAAAUUGCCUGAUGACUUUCUAAGAUUGCAGCCAGUAUGCCAAAAUAAAAAUGACAGUAAAAACAAUAGGAAUCAGAGGCACAGUAAUUCUAGUACAUCAGAAGAGUUUAUGACUGAAGAAGAAAUUGAAAGGUUUUUGGAAGAUGAAAAGUUAGCCAUGUUUUUACAGAAUGAAGAAUUUGUCAGAGAACUUCGUAGAAAUCAAGAAUUUGUUUCUUCAUUAGAAGCAGAUCACAAAAGAGCAAUUUCUUCAGGUGAGACUGCUGUCACACAAGAAUCUGUACCAUCAGGUGGCGCACGCCCAAGAACACAAGGUGGACAGGACGAUGUUGCUUUUAGACAGAAAUUAAAACACAUGGGAAAAUCAACAAGAAAAAAGUUCAGCAAAAUGGCAAGAAGGUUUUCAAAAACAAAGAAUUCAUCAAAGUUACCACCUAUACAUGGUGGUGAAUCCACAUUUAAUUUACUCGAAGAUGAUGCAGAUGAACCAGAAAGCCAAUUAGCUCUUGAUGGAAUUCAAGAAGAUGAUAGUGAGGAUGAAUAUGAUGGAGAUGUUGACACUGAAGAAGAUGUUAUGCGUCAGAAUCGAAUCCGUGCUGCAGGUAGAACCAACAGACAGUUACCCAUACCACCUGGAAGUCAAUCAAGUGGUACUGACGAGCCCAUUGUAUUUUACAGUGAAGAUAAUGAAUUUUCGUACAAAAGCGACUAAUUAAUAUCAGUCCAAAAUCCAAUGCAAUUUUGUGUUUCUGGAUUUUUAUAUUCGUUUUCUAUUUUCACUAUAUUUCUUGAAUUAAUAUUUAUUUGUUAAACUCUGCUAGUAGUAUGUAAAUGUCUAAUCCUUUUUUUGGCAAUUAAAAAAGCAACCAAAAUAAUUUACAAUAAAUAAAAGUUUUGUUUAACUACAGCAGCAUUGUUACAUCUGCAGUGCUAACUGUUUUAAAUUUUUUGAAUAGAAAAAACAGAAAAUUAUUGUGAAAUUUGAUAUUGUGCUAUAAAACAAUAAAGGCCACUGUGACUUUUUGCCUAAAACAGUCUAAAUUUUACAAAUUGCAAAUUAAAAUUAUGUGUAUUGUCUGAAAUGUAAUUGUGCUGAUAAAAGCCAAGAAAAAGCACUGAUUUGUUUUUACGCUGUUCUAAUACGAGUGACAAAGCUCCCUUAAAUGAAUUUAUAUCAGCAUCAUGUCUGAACUGAUUUUUGGCCCAAUUUUUGCAGUUAUAAUAAAAAAUCUUCAAUUGACAUCCUUUUUACAUUAGCAUAAGAAUGUAUGUAUAUUUUUGUACAUGUGUAUGUUUUUAUUAUAUACUAUAUCAUUAAAAUUUGGUUAUAUAAAUUAAAUUAAUAGAAAACGUAAACAACAUUAUGGUAAAUAGUUAUUUUAAAGUACACAAAACUUUAUAAGAAUCAAAAUCGUCUAUAUCAUGCUAUCUAUAUGAUGAUAUCUAUAUGAUGCCAUCUAUGGUGCUUUCAGUAUAUAAGGUAUUAACAAAAAAAGAUUAAUUUUUACUCAAUUUUAUAAUGAUUUGUGUAGAACUUAAUAUUGUUGAGAAGAUUCCUGUUAUUUUUGCAUGGAUCAUUUUUGCAGGUGACUUGUAAGAAAGGCUCCUUGUGAAUGCUUUUAAUUUCAAAUAAAUUAUUACAUAUAUAUAUCUCAUAUUAUCUCGCAUUUUUUCCACAAGACACCAAAACAUGCCACUCUUAACAUUUUUUUUUUAUUUCAAUGUAUUUUGAAUUUUUUACUGUUUUCUGACUUUAGAUGUUUGCAAAAUCUAAAUACAUUAAAUUUAACCCUAAAAUGUUUGUGUGAUGAAUUUUAAACUUUUCUCAGAGAAAACUAUCCUUUAAUUUUUGUGUACUAGUAAUGCGCACUAGUUUUUGUUGUUUAUAAUAUCUCACAUUAUUUAUCUUAUUUUAGCUGUCUGCCAUAUUUGUUGUGUUUAGUGUAAAAUGAGAAAAAAAUGUCAAGGGAAGAAUCUAAAAAACCUAUAACAUCAUCUAUAUGUAAAAGUUUGUUCAUCGUUAACUGCUGAGUUAAGGAUAUCACCAGUAAUAUGGAUGUAUUUUGUUGGAUAAAAUUCUCUCUCAUUAAAAAAAGUAAUUGAUUUUUCCUUUUAUCAUGUGAAAGUUGAGUUUAGUCGACAAUGAAGGUAACAAAAAUGAUGAGCAAGACAAUCAAGUCAAAAACCAAUUAUAAAGGCCAAUACUUCUACAAACACUUAGACAGGGAAAAUCAGGUUAGAAACUUGUUUGGUUAGCAAAACAUACAGGUAUGUUUUAUUUCUGUUUAAAAAUUGACGAUGAACAAACUUUAAAAUAAAGAUGGCGUAACUGCUAAUUAUAACUCAAAGUGCUCAAUGGAUCAUGUUUAAGUUAAUAAAUAGCAACAAAUUGCCAAAAAAUUAUUAUGUUUAUAUAUAUAAAAAUGGUUUCUUUUUUUCCUUGUAAAAGUUUCACCAUAUUUAUUUCCAAUCCUGUCAAUUUGUAUUUAUUGAAUUUCUCUUCUGAUAAGAAAACUUAUGUAAAAAAUGCUACUCAACACUGUAAAUUAAAGAAAGAAAACUUUGUUAUCCUUGCGUAUAUGUGACUGAAAUUUAGGGAGUUUUUUUUAUUUGCAUUUAAUGUUUGCAAAAUGUAUAAACAAUUCCAUCAAAGACAUUUUUUUCUUUCUCUUUAAUGUAGAAAAUUCAGUUGUAAAUAUGUUUCUGUUGUAAUUUGUAAUAUAAAUUUUUAUAGGUUUUUUGUUACAUUACUCUUGUAGCAAAUUUGUAGUUCCAUCAAGUCUCAUUCUGUGCUUUUUUUACGUAAGAACUUUUAAUUUUAAAUCGCCAUUGACACAUUCACUUUUUUAACAUGUUCCUUUGUAAAGUCAAAUCGUAAUUAUAUAUGUAUCGCAAACCUCACCAUUGUCAAUACUUCUUUUUUUAGAUAGAUAGAUAAAUAAUGUUUAUCAGUAAAUGAUGUAUAUGAUGUACAUAUUUAUGUAUAUAUUAUGUCAGUGUUAUUAUUUUUGACACAAUUUUUUUCCAUUUUAUUAUAUGUUAUUAAUAAUGUUGUCAGUCCAGUAUUUGUAGUUUUCUGUAAACUAUUCUGUUUUUUGAUUUUAAUAACCUUGUUAGGUUUAUGCAAUGUUGCAUGAAAUUUAUGUGCUAAUUUUUUGGUCGCACCUCAUUUUCCUGUUCUUUUUCUCUCUAGCUU